This is a messenger RNA of Strongyloides ratti, 408 nucleotides long. RefSeq lists its product as hypothetical. Lineage: Eukaryota; Metazoa; Nematoda; Chromadorea; Rhabditida; Strongyloididae. Bases 1 to 408 code for a protein of 135 amino acids. The record is from RefSeq and is a predicted model, not a curated record. The transcript has 3 exons.
AUGAUAUCAAAUAAAAUUGAAAAUAAAGUUAUUGAGAGUGACUAUCACGAUGGAGAUACAAAUCCACCGCACGUUUCAUGGGUACCAAUUAUAUCUAGAAGAAGUGAAAAAAUAAAAGAAGUAUUUGAUGUAAUAGCAAAGUCAGAGGGAACAGAAAGUGAUUAUAUAAAAAAAUUAAAUAGAAUUGCUGAAAUGUUAAAUGUUACUUAUGAUAUUGAAAAUGAAAAUUUUUCAAAAAUUAAAAAGAAUAAUUUAGAAAAUGUUAAGAGUUACAAAAAGAAAUACAUUGAAAAAAGUGAAUUGGAAAAGUAUAGAAAUAAUGCCUUUUCAAUAAAUGUUAUUCUUUCAACAAAAAUUUCUAUAUAUUUAUAUAGUUGUUUGUUAUUUUUUACUUUUUUACUGUUUUAA